Messenger RNA from Hibiscus syriacus, 1576 nucleotides. RefSeq names its product transcription factor TGA7-like. The coding region runs from base 266 to 1333 and encodes 355 amino acids. Lineage: Eukaryota; Viridiplantae; Streptophyta; Magnoliopsida; Malvales; Malvaceae. Gene Ontology annotation, molecular function: sequence-specific DNA binding; DNA-binding transcription factor activity. Gene Ontology annotation, biological process: DNA-templated transcription; regulation of DNA-templated transcription. The transcript has 9 exons. The record is from RefSeq and is a predicted model, not a curated record.
UUCUUUUGUUUGCUUUAAGUAGUGGUGGAAGACCAGAGACUCAAAGGUGCUGUUUUUACAAAAACAGGAGCAACCUUGAGUAUUCAUUUGGGCCUCUUUUUUUACUGGAAGAACUUUGGGUUUUGGAAAUUCAGUUGAUCCAUAAGGUUUGGUUGCUGCUUUACAAGAUAAACCAAAUCCAAGUUCUGUUCUACAUUCUUCUGGUGCUAAAUACAAUCAAACAGUUGUUUGUUUUGGUUCAAUAUUACCAGUUUCUUGAUAGAGUAUGAACUCUCCAUCAACUGAACUCACCAGAAAGAUGGCAAUAUACGAGCAAUCCCACCAGGUAUGCCGGUGGGGAGACGUGUUUAACCGCGACAAUAGUCCGAAUACAGGAUCGUCCUCGAUCGUAGAGAUGAAUGUUGGGGUAGAGAACAAGGCCGGAUAUAUAUCUUGCGAUCAAGUUGAACCUUCAAGAAGUGAUCAAGAAACAAACAAGCCCGUUGAUAAGACACAGAGACGUCUGGCACAAAACCGAGAAGCUGCUCGUAAAAGUCGUAUUCGGAAGAAGGCCUAUGUUCGAGAAUUAGAAUCAAGUCGUUUGAAACUAGCUCAAUUGGAGCAAGAGCUUGAAAGAGCUAGGCAGCAGGGUAUAUACAUAAGCAGUGCACCAGAUUCCGGUUAUUUUGGGCUACCGGGAACCGCAAACCCAGGGAUUAGUGCAUUUGAGAUGGAAUAUGAACACUGGGUUGAAGUGCAAGAUAAACAGGUUUGUGAACUUAGAAAUGCACUUCAGGAACAGAUUACUGAUAUAGAGCUACAGAUACAGGUAGAAAGUGGCUUGAAUCACUACUGCAAUCUGUUCCGAAUGAAAGCAGAGGCUGCAAAGGCCAAUGUCUUUUAUUUGAACUCAGGCCUUUGGAGAACUUCGGCUGAGCAGUUUUUCCAUUGGAUCGGAGGAUUCAAGCCAUCAGAGCUUUUAAAUGUUGUCAUGUCACAUAUUGAGCCCUUGACCGAUCAACAACAAUUGGAGGUUUGUCACCUCAGACAAUCUUCUCAGCAAGCUGAAGAUGCCCUUUCACAAGGAAUAGAAAAACUCCAGCACAAUUUGGCUCAAAAUGUAGCAUCUGAUUUCAGCUGGGGAAACUACAGAGCUCAGAUGGCUGUUGCAACAGAUGUAUUAGAAGCACUUGAGGGCUUUGUAAACCAGGCGGAUCACCUUCGGGAACAGACAUUGCUACAGAUGGUUCGAGUGCUGACAACCCAUCAAACAGCUCGAGCGUUACUUGCCUUAGGGGAAUACUUUCAUCGUCUACGUGCUCUCAGUUCACUCUGGGCUGCCCGUCUACGUUAACCACCAAUAGAUAUAUAGGCUGUAGGAUCACCACUAAUUUGUUCCUCAACUGGUAACCAAAUAGACAUUUUCCUGUAUGACUUCAGUAUGCUAUAAUAUAUAUAUAAUAUAAUAUAAUAUAAUAUAAUAUAAUGUUUUGAUUCUUGAGCUUAAAACAUGUAAAUAUGAAUAAUUUUAUAAGGUGUAUCGAGAAUUUCAUGACAUUAAAUUUACUGAUGUUGUAUGAUGGUACUGUAUUGUUCA